Molecule: messenger RNA, 1240 nt
Organism: Lolium rigidum
Lineage: Eukaryota; Viridiplantae; Streptophyta; Magnoliopsida; Poales; Poaceae
Product: CTD nuclear envelope phosphatase 1 homolog
Exons: 9
Coding region: 1-927 (308 amino acids)
Molecular function (GO): phosphoprotein phosphatase activity
Source: RefSeq, a predicted model, not a curated record
AUGCAGAGCAUCGUCCUGGUCAUCACAAUUAAUCUUCGAGAAACAAGAGUGAUACAGAGUAACCCAGAAGCAGAAAUGUGGAGGCUGCCCGCCUGGGCGGCUCACGGUACGGACGCGCACGAAAUGAUAGUGCCCUUGCCCUGGGGCCUGGGCUAUGGUAUUUUGCGUAUGCUAGGGAUCGCCUGUGUGGUUGCUGUUUAUGGGGAUAGUGAAAGCAGUGUUAAGCAAGUUAUCAAGUCUUCUUCAGUCAGCUUCCUUGCUACCUGCAUAAUCCGUGAAAUAUUUUUGGGGGUGUAUCUUCAGGUAGUGCUGGACUUGGAUGAGACAUUAGUCUGUGCUUACGAGUCAUCGAGCCUUCCUGCUACCGUGCGUACCCAGGCGAUCGAAGCAGGGUUGCAUUGCUUUGACAUGGAGUGCAUAUCAUCUGAGAAGGAUGCCCAAGGCAGACAGAGGAUGAACCGUGUAACUGUAUUUGAGCGUCCUGGUCUGCAUGAGUUCUUGCAGCAGACUAGUGAAUUCGCCGAUCUUAUACUCUUCACAGCUGGUUUGGAAGGAUAUGCAAAGCCCUUGGUUGAUAGGAUAGAUGCUCACAACAGGUUCUGCCACCGUCUCUACAGACCGUCAACUGUUAAUACGGAAUACAGAGACCAUGUAAAGGAUCUUUCUUGUUUGUCCACAGAUUUCCGUAAAAUUGUACUUGUUGAUAACAAUCCAUAUAGUUUCCUACUACAGCCACUGAAUGGGAUACCGUGCCUUACGUUUUCAGCUAGACAGCCCGUGGAUAACCAGCUCAUGGGAGUGAUCUUUCCGCUUCUCAAGCAUCUCUCUCUUCAAAAGGAUGUUAGACCGGCGCUAUAUGAUACAUUUCAUAUGCCAGAGUGGUUCCAAAGAAAUGGGAUCCCAGAUAGUGUUGGUCAGGCAAGGUAAGUUUCGCAGCAACCGAAUUGGAUUAUAUUAGGUGAAAGCUCAAAGGCGAGCUGCUCGUCUGGGGAGUAUACUUGUACAUUUAUAUCCAUUUGGGUCCUUCCAUACGAGGCAUUGUUCAAAUGGAGUUGCCAUGCCCGGAGACAAGAAGGAAAAUGUUAUGUAGGUUUUGGCAGACAUUUUCAUGUCAUGAACCAUAACUUAUCGCUGUAUAGCACUUUUUUUUUUGCUGUUGUUGACGGCUGAGAUAAUCCGACUAAAGGUUUUGUGUGUAUGAAGAGUAAAAGAGUGAAGUUUGAUCGAGGUUCUACACUUA